UGGAAAAUGUCAAAUUUCACCGAUUGUAACGUAUUAACGACAUGUUUCGUUCAUAUUUACGACUAAGUUCUUAGUAUUUUGUAUGAAAAAGGUUUCUCUAUGGCAUCUAAUCGCCACACUUUACAUAAGGAAGUAUUUUUGCCCAAUGAUGAAAGAUUGGUGGGCGUUGUUAAUGUUGCUAAGGCUAGUAAAAAAAAGAAAACAGCUGUUUUGUGCCUUGCAGUGAAUAAUGAAAAGCCUUCUUUGAUUACAGUUAACCAAGUUAAAAAGUCUGACAAAGAAGGAUAUAAGAAUAAAAGGUCAUGGCAAUUGAGACAGUUGAAAUUAGUUGAUGGAAAAGACGAGUCCAAACCAACUUGUGAAUUUGAUUUGCAUUUCGAAAAAGUAUAUAAAUGGACCGCCGAAAGCGUUUCAGAAAAAAAUGCAUUCAUCAAAUGUUUGUGGAAGUUUUGUAAUUAUCUGCCUCGUCAAAAACCAACUUUCUUAAACAUUUCAAAAGAUUUAUUGCAAGAUCAAGAUAGUACACCUAAAAUGGGUGUAAUAACACCUCAAAUUGGGGAAGAAGUUUCGGUGUUGGAUGCGGAAGAUUAUCAGGCCUUAACUUCGAGAGAGGAGUCUGAUUUAGAAUCGCUGAUGGCACAGCAUGAUUUCGUAAUUGGCAACGCAGAAGAGUUUACUGAGCAACUAGCAAGGGAAUUGUCUGAAUUAGAUGCAGCUAAUAUUCGUUCAAUCAUGGCUUCUGAACAGAAAGUUCAAGGUUUGAUGAACAUGUUGCAAACUUCAUUGGAUGAGAUUUCAGAGUUAGAAACUAGACUCAAUGUAUAUGAUGACAUAUUGAAAAAUGUGAAAGACAGCGUCGUUCAGAUGGAAGAAAAAGAUGCCCGCAUGAAGAUACAACAUAAAAAUAAUAUUAAGCUCUUGAAUGAACUGGAGAAUAUGAUAACAAAAUUAGAUCUGUCCGAAAAGCAUCGCCUUGCUUUAGACGGGGAGCUGAAGACACCUGAGGGUAUUGUUGCCUGCACAGCUGCAGCUAAAGCUCUACAAGAAGCUAUGAAUGCUCACAUAAAUCCUGGCUUGAUGAAAAUGGCAGCUUUUUCUGAGCAGAGAGCGGAGUUAGAAAAACUUGAAAACAAGUUUGUCUUGCGUCUGAGCCGGCAUCUCAAUAACUUGUUUUUACAUUUGGGUAAUGAAUUUGAAGAAAUUUUAAAUUCUCACACUAAUGACUUAUCUUUGCCUAAGCAUACAUUUUGUCACAAAGAGCUUCUACCUUAUACAGAGCUCAUGAACUGGAUGAAAGUCACAGAACCAAGUAGUUAUUCUCAAUCUGCAAACGUGUAUACUUCAUCAUUGUUUAAGCUUUAUGACAGAGAAAUAAAACUUUUGUUUGAAAUAGCUAAAGAAAAAAUAGUGAAUAAGAAUGGAUAUGAAAAGGAAAAGAAAUACAAGGUCUCUGGAUCGAGCCAAGACCUGGCAUGGAAAUCCUCUAUAAAAAUGAAAACACUUUCUCUCUUAGGCAUGGAUCCUGAUCAGUAUGGUUCUGACUUAGAUUUAGUCGAGUGGGAAGAAUUCGACAAGACUUUAGAAAGUCUUUUAAGUGUACUUGAGCCAAUUUGUCUUGCCGAGCAACAGUUUUGCAUGCAAUUUUUUGGAUUACAAUUUGAAAUUCCUUCAUCAAUAAGCAAUAAUCAGUUAACAAUUCCUGUCCCACAAGGUCUCAGCCCGACAACAAGCAACAACAGUUUAAGUAGAGCUGGUAGCGAGGAAUUAUUACUGAGUGCUUUAAAGAAAGAAAAGCAAAUUAAUGAAGAGUUGAGGAAAAAUUGGGGUGAAUUAUUUUCAAGUUUAGAACCAGAAUUACAUUCUUUCAUUACUCACUUUGAUAAGAUAGAUGGGUUUUAUUCUAUGUAUGUACUUGUGCGCCUAAGUCAACAUGUCAUGUCUGCCCAAGACACUGGAUCGUAUUUAAGUAUGACUUUUGCUAGCGUACUGGUGCAAGCCAAAAGAAAUUUUGAUAAGUUUAUGAAAACACAGAUAAAAUCCAUUGAAGAAGUUAAAGUUUCUAAAAAGUAUAAAUGUGGAAUAUUGCCAUUCAUCGCAAAUUUUGAAAAGUUUGCUCGUCAAGCUGAGAGUAUUUUCAAAACAUCCGAAAGAAGAACUGAUUUAGAUCGUUGGUAUUCUAAGCUUGUGAAAGUUAUGUUUGAUGAAGUUGUUAAGAUAUCUGCCGAGCAUCAAAAGACGCCACAAGAAGUGAUUCAAAUGGAGAAUUUUCACCAUCUUUUCACAGUUUUAUUCCAGUUAAAAAUUCCUUGUCUUGAAGAAGAACGAAAAGAAGCCAAGCAAAAAUAUAACGAGUCCUUACAGGCUUAUGUGAUACAAUAUUUUGGGAGACCAUUAGAAAAACUGAAUUUAUUCUUUGAAGGUGUGCAAAACAAAGUGGCCCAAGGUGUGAAAGAAAAUGAAAUUGGCUAUCAUUUAGCAUUCAGCAAGCAAGAACUCAGAAAAGUGAUAAAGGAGUAUCCUGGUAAAGAAGUUAAAAAGGGACUUGAAAGUUUGUAUAAAAAAGUUGAAAAACAUUUGUGUGAAGAAGAAAAUUUACUUCAAGUUGUGUGGCACUCUAUGCAGGAUGAAUUUAUUAGGCAGUAUAAAUACAUUGAAUCUUUAAUAGAAAGAUGUUAUCCUGGUGCGAAAAUAUCCUUAGAAUUUUCAAUUAAUGAUAUAUUAGAAUUUUUCUCAGAAAUAGCUAGGUCACAUUAGUUGUUUCUUUUCUUUACAGAUAAAUUGAAAAAGAGAUUACACAAUGCUAUACACUUUUUUGAAAUUCAAAAUAUUUUUCUUUUUUCGUUACAUGUUAAGAAGUUAUAUAGUCUUUAAACUUGUUUAAUAUUUUCUUGCCAUGAAACCCUGUGACCAUUUUCAUUUCAAAAUGUUUUCAAUAUUUACAAUAAUUGUUAAAAACAACAUCUGAAUAAUUAUUAAGUGUAUCUGGAUUUUACAUAUUCACUUGAAUGGUGUUACCUAUUAAG
Molecule: messenger RNA, 3023 nt
Organism: Uloborus diversus
Lineage: Eukaryota; Metazoa; Arthropoda; Arachnida; Araneae; Uloboridae
Gene: Sec3
Product: exocyst complex component 1-like
Biological process (GO): Golgi to plasma membrane transport; exocytosis
Cellular component (GO): plasma membrane; exocyst
Molecular function (GO): phosphatidylinositol-4,5-bisphosphate binding
Source: RefSeq, a predicted model, not a curated record